CGCCCUUGUUCUGCUGUUUUUCUGUCCUCCCAACACAUCAGGAAACACCUGCCUCUGCAUCGGUCCUUUAACUGCUGCCGCUAAGCUGAGAAAUGAAGUGUUUCCCCUCCAGCUUCCAGGUGUGCAGCCUUUGGACACCUUCCGUCUUCUAGGGGACGACAGUGGAGCUCUAGGACUCAACCCGUACACCCCGAGCCACCAAAGGCUGAAGUAGACGUUACUGGAGACUGAGAUCAGCACCAGAAGGAAAGAGUGUGAAGCACUUGAGGCGGAGGUGAAGAAAAAGAAUCAAACAUGUCAGACUUUGGAGAAUGAGCUUCAACAGUUCCUCCAAGAGAACAAACACUUGAACCUCCAGUUUUUCAACAGUAGCCACAAGACAUCCGAGAAUGAGAAGGUGAAGUCUGAGGAUGCCCAGCCCAAAGAGACCCUUGGUGCUGUGACGCAGGAGAGAGAUUUAGCCCUGUGGGAGAGGAACAAGCUCCAAGGCAAACUGGAGAACCUAGAGCAGGUGCUCAAGCAUAUGCGAGAGGCUGCAGAGCGGAGGCAGCAGCUAGAGUUGGAGCAUGAGCAGGCCUUGGCUGUACUCAAUGCAAAGCAGCAGGAGAUUGAAGUUCUUCAGAAGGCUCAGGUUGAGGCAAAAAAGGAACAUGAAGGCGCUGUCCAUCUGUUAGAGAACCACUUGGACAGCAUGCAGGUCAAAGUCCGCGAGCUGGAGGAGAAAUGUCGGUCUCAGAGUGAGCAGUUCAACCUCCUCUCAAAAGAGCUGGAGAAGUUCCGGCUCCAGACGGGGAAGUUUAACAUCCUCGGCGCUGACCCCUUAACUGUUUGUGAAUCUCCUGGGUCGCCCAACAAAACCCUCUCACUGCUCCUCAAUGGACUGGCUUCCCCCAUAGGAAAAGGCAAUGAGGCUCCGACAAGCAGAUCUUUGAUAUCCGAGUUCAUUCGUCCACUGAGUGGAGACAAGCCAGAGCUCCUUUCUGUCAAGCCAACAUUCCUCACUCGCGGUCGAGUCAGCAGCCCAGCACGGGCUUUCCUCCCUGAGAUGGACAAAGAGCUCAGCUCAACCACCAGGUCCAAACCGACAUUCACAGGGAAGGUUCGUCUUUGUCUUGCUCGCUACAGUUACAAUCCUUAUGACGGGCCUAAUGAGAAUCCUGAGGCAGAGCUCCCACUGGUGGCAGGGAAGUAUCUCUACGUUUACGGGACGAUGGAUGAAGAUGGCUUUUAUGAAGGAGAGCUGCUGGAUGGACAACGGGGACUCGUCCCGUCCAAUUUUGUGGAAUCUGUCCAAGACAACGAGACAGUGGCUAAAGAACCUGGCUACCUCAACCACAGUAGCCUGGGGCCUCAGAGACUGACACUUGGCACAGGAACCCGAACAGACAUAAGCAGCCUGCUGUCUGACAGUAAACAAGACUGUUUAAGCACCAGCAGCUUGGGCAUGGACUUCCUGGGCUCCACAAGCAACGGGACGGGAACCUUGGAUGUCAGCACUGACGAGGUCGGUGAAGACAUUGUGCCUUAUCCCCGCCGCAUCAACCUGAUUAAACAACUGGCCAAGAGUGUGAUCAUUAGCUGGGAUCCUCCUGUGGUCCCACCGGGCUGGGGCUCCAUCAGUGGCUACAAUGUCUUGGUGGAUAAGGAGUUGCGCAUGAGUGUCCCCUACGGGGGCAGGACAAAGACUCUUCUUGAAAAGCUCCAUCUUGCCACAAACACCUAUCGUAUCUCAGUGCAGAGCAUCACUGCCCGGGGCCUGUCGGACGACCUCCGGUGCACUCUGCUCGUGGGAAAGGAUGUGAUGGUGGCACCCUACUACCUGCGGGUGGACAGCAUCGCGCAGCUCUCGGCUGAGCUCUCUUGGAUGCCCAGCAACAGCAACUACAGUCACACCAUAUUCCUCAAUGGUGCCGAGUACGACAUGGUCAAGGCAGGCGGCUAUAAGUACAAGUUCUUCAACCUGAAGCCCAUGGCCGUUUACAAGGUGAAGGUGGUGGCACAGCCACAUCAGGUGCCUUGGCAGCUUCCGAUGGAUCAAAGGGAUAAGAGGGAAAUCUCUGUGGAGUUCUGCACUCAGCCUGCAGGGCCCCCUCUCCCUCCCCAGGAGGUGCAGGUCCAGUGUUGUCAGACUCCGGGGAUCCUGCAAGUCAGCUGGACGCCGCCACUUCUGACAUCUUCAGGAACCUCAAACGGGGCCAGUGUGAUUGGCUAUGCCGUGUGCACAAAGGGACAAAAGAUAGCAGAGGUCUUAUACCCCACAGCAGACUAUGUGACCGUGGAGUUAAACAGGAUUCAGGGUCUGGAGGCCAGGGAAGUCAUUGUAAGGACGUUAUCGACACAAGGAGAGUCCCAAGACUCACCCGUGGCCAUCAUCCCGAACAAUCUAUUGGGCUCUCCACACCUCUCCCGACGAACCACUGCACCUUCCCACCAUAUGGCCCACCCACAGCAACCUCAUCCGGUGCACUCACAAAUCCAUCCUCCUUACCCGUCAACGUACCCCCCGAAUCAUCCUCAGCCCCAUGUGCAGCCUCUGCCUCACGUCCAGCCACACACACUGCCCCACGCACAGCCGCACUCACAGCCCGUGUGCCAACCCCCUGCUCACCCUCAGCCUCAUUUCCAGAGCCACGCCAUGCCCAAGUCCGAACCCUUAGUAAGUGCCAGAGAGCCAGAAACCAAAGAGCAUGAGGUGGGACAUCGGACAGCCCAGCUCUGGGAGCGAUCCCCCUCUCCGCUUCCUCCCAUGUGCGGACCAAACCUGGAGCCGCCGCACUUCCAGCCACGGCGAUCGCCCUCUCCUCAGAGGAUCCUGCCCCAGCCUCAGGGAGCCCCCAUCACCAACACCAUCGCCAAGGCCAUGGCCAGGGAAGCUGCCCAGAGGGUGUUUGUCGAGGGCAACAGGGUUGAGAAAAGGAAUAUCUUCAGCGAGGGAGGUAACGCCUUGCAUCCACUCAACUCCGACGAGGAGGAGGAUGGCUACGACUCUCCUCAUGCGAGGAGGAGAGGAGCCUCGGUGGAUGAAUUCCUCAGAGGCUCAGAGUUGGUGGGCAGACAGCACCACCAUCAUCACUACAGCCACAGCGAGGAGUACCAAACAGAGAGCAGCCGGGGCUCGGACCUGUCCGACAUAAUGGAGGAGGAUGAAGAAGAUCUUUACUCAGAGAUGCAGCUGGAGGAGGGGCGUAGACGAAGCAUCAACUCUCACAACACUCUUAAGGCGUAUUACAAGCGCCAGGACUUAGCCGAGGAAAGAGACUGCUGGGAUCUCCAGCGGGAGGUGGUGAAGCAGAAGUCGCUCCGCAGCAAGCGUCUUCACAGCAUCCCCGAGGUGGCUGAGGAAGAGUCGGACUGCGUGGACGGCAUGGGCCAGCGCCUGUGCUUUGAAGAGGGCGGGCGGCCCGGAACGCCACACACUCGGCGAAGGAUGUACCCGCAGGACAACCAUCUCCCCCAAAACAAGAACUCCCGCCCCCUGCAGCGCCAGCGCUCGUCCCCUCGCUUCACCGACAGCCGCUACCACGACAACGCAGACGACCGCAGCCUGGUACGACCCAACCGCCAGAACUCCAAGAGUCCUGACAGUGGUUUAGACUGCGGCAGCGAGGAGGAAGGCUCUCUGGGCCGCGGGUAUCGAGGGUACUACGCUCAUGAGAGCCCCGUGCGGGGGCCCGUUCACAUCAUUCACUGUGAAGGCCCGGUAGAAAGGCGGGCGCUGGCAACGGGCCGUAAAAGAACUCUGACCCGCCAGUGCAGCAUGGAGGAGGAGUUCUCUGCAGCCAAGUCGGUACACACGGGUGACUUUAGGAACAGGGAGCACUUUGGGCCAAGUCGAGGGGCCGAGCCACCAAACUACUCCAGGGAAGGGGCUCUGAGCGAGGGCAGGCUGAACGAGCUGGACAGGGCCUCUUACAGCCCCCACAGGGAGGCUAGGGCCCAGUCUUUGUCCAGGCUCAACCGGGACCAGCCGCUGAUCAUUGGGAACUCACAAUCUUAUGGAAAUGCUGAUCGUCUGGACCACUCGGGGAGGAGGUCGGUUCACAUCGGCAACCCCCCUCAGCAACGGCCAAUCCCAUCCAUUGAGAUCACCAUGGACAGUAACAGUGAGGGGAGUGAGGGGAACCCCUCACCCGUCAAGAAGGAUGUUUACUAUGGCAGUGUAGCUCGGCGCAGGAUAUGGCGAUCUAUGUCCUCAGAGGAUCAAUAUGACGGCUUUGGCGGUCGCAGGCACGGGCGGAGACGGCGCUCCUCGGAUUACCACGAGGAGUCGGAGCCGGAGGAGAUGACCCGUGUGUUCGUGGCCCUGUUUGACUAUGACCCCAUGUCCAUGUCUCCAAACCCUGAUGCUGCUGACGAGGAGCUGCCAUUCAAGGAGGGCCAGAUCAUCAAGAUCUUUGGUCAUAAAGACACAGAUGGCUUCUACAGGGCAGAGGUCCAUGAUCGAGGAGGUCUAAUCCCCUGUAACAUGGUGUCUGAGAUCCAAACAGAGGACUACGACAUGAUGGACCAGCUCCUGAAACAGGGCUUCCUGCCACUCAACACUCCUGUGGAGAAGUUAGUGAACUGUGACCGUUUCAACGAUGGCCGCUCAAUAAAUCGCAGGUCCAGAAAGUCCAAGAGAGAGCGGAACAGGCGGAGCGGCCGUCAACAUCCAAUGUCAACACGGAGAAUGGUGGCUCUGUACGACUACGACCCCCGAGAGAGCUCCCCAAACGUUGACGUAGAGUAUGAGGGCAACAGACUGAAUGAGGAGGCUGAACUGACUUUCUGUGCCGGUGAUGUCAUCACAGUUUUUGGUGAAAUAGAUGAAGAUGGUUUUUAUUAUGGCGAGCUCAAUGGACACAAGGGACUUGUUCCUUCCAACUUUCUAGAAGAAGUGCCUGAUGAUGUAGAGGUUUUUCUCACUGACUCACCAUCUCGAUACCCCCAGGACACUCCUGCGCGGAUAAAGACCAAACGGAAGAAGAGUGUUCAUUUCACACCUUAAAGGCUCUGUUUCCGUCACGUUCCAAUGGAAACACUCGGGUUCCGCCCAGAAGAGCAGGCUCUCCCACUGCAUCCACACAUCCCUGAAGUCCCAUCAGGGCCCCACUGGACAUGUCCUCCUCCACAAAGAAAAGGGGACUGCUCUACAGAAUGGACGACACUAUUGCAAAGACUUGGCGCUGUAAUAUAAUUUCUUUGUAUACUUUGGAGUGUCAUCCACUUCCUUGUAGUGUUUUACAAAAUCUAUCAUGGACAGGUGGCAUUUGUGAGUUUAACAAAUGCUUUAUUCUUGUAAAUCUGUUGUAUACUAGAAUAUUUUUGGUUAAAAGAAUCAACCGCAUAUUUUCAAUAACAUUUCAUAUUGUGAUCGGAUGUGUGUGAGUAUCUUGCCUCAGUCUCCGGCGGAUGUUUUACUGUGGACUCUCCAUUUAGCCCCCGGUCAUGUCGAAUGGCACCGGUUACACCACAUUACAAGCCUGAGCAGUGUCUGUGUCCAUCAUCACAAUGUCAUACAAACAUUGAGGGAUCACGUAAACCUCCAUUUUAAAAUCGGAAGAAAAUGGCUCGAGGGCCACAAGCGUGUUUCUAGCAGCCAGUCAGUUGCAUUGUACGAGGUUUGCGUGCUUUACUUCAGCACAUUCCCUUCUGACCUCUUGGACACAUGCAUUGCGACAGGCUUAGAACAUGGACACUGGAGCAUGCAGUACAUAAACACAGCGUGGCCGACAGGCUUCGCUGUAAACUGACAAAUCGGCAAAGUUAACUUUUACCGCCCUCUCAACAUCUGAGAGGCGAGUGUUCCCCACAAUGUCAGACACCCAAUACAAGCACAUACCGCCUCCAGCGGGCUCUGCAUACAAUCAGGUGGAAUGGAAAUGCCUAGACCCAACCUCCAUGUAUUGGCCUUAUAAUCGCACAAUGGUUUGUACUGAGCCAAGUAAAGCAUGUAGUUCCAUGCCUAAUCAUUUAUCUUGGUACUUCAUGAAAUCUGUAAGCAAAGAUUAAUCCUAAUUUAUGUGCAGGGUAAUGUGUGACUGUGCUAGACUCUAGGACCAGGGCGUACAUAUAACUGUUCAACACCCACAUUCACAUGUCCUUUAUCUUAAGUACUUGAUAUGAAUACUUCAUUCUUAAUUCUCUCAUCGUAGGGAACAGGUGAUUAAAAGGGCAAACAUUGUCUGCAUACCAAUUUUUCUAGGCAGUGAAUCAAGGGAUUUUUUUUUAUGAGUUGUUUUUCAUGCCACACCGAUUGGAUUUUAAACUGACUACUCCAAAGUAGUUAAAUCUGGGACGAGCAUCACCAAAUUAAGUCCCGUUUCUGUACUGCGUUUGAUUCUCAACAUACACUAGAAGACUGAAGGUUUGCACAAUUGUUGACGAUGACACAAGGCUACCUCCAACGCUGCCCCUUGUACCCUCAAACCCAAAAUCUAGUAGGUUCUAAACAUGAUUCAAGCCAAUCCGUCAUUGAAGACUGUUCAGUGCCCGUUUAGUUGGAGCAGAAAACAAGUACAUCAAUAUAUAUCUAGACCUUAAUAGAGUAGAGUAGUGAAUGUAUGAAUUGAAAGCCAAUGUAUUUUCAAAGCUGCCCAAAAUGCUUGUGCAGAUGUCCGUCUGUGUGAAAUGAAACAUUCCACCCCCCCACAGACCAUCGUUUGCCAUUACAUCCUCAUGUAUUUGGUACUUUCUUUAAAAAAUAUAUAUACACACACACGAGUUGAACUAAACUGCCAAAAAAAAGAACGAAAAACAUUCUAAUACUUUCCGUACAAUUCUCGGCCGAAGAGCCACGAUAAACUGAGGUACAACUUUUCCAAUUUAUCAUGUCGUCAGACAUUCUAUUCAUUUUGAGAUUGUUGCUUUUUGUACUGUCCAUUUGUAAAAAUUGUUUAAAAUGUUUAUACUUUUUCAAACUGCCUUUUUUGUAGUUAACUUUAUAAUCAAACAGUGCAAGCUUUCCCCAUGGUGUCUUGAAGACCAUAUUGUUUAAAAGUCUGCAGGUGUGCUAGCUUUAUGAUAAGAUUUAUCAGCCUAUAUUGAUGGUUACAAAUAUUGUGUGGGUGUGCAUGUGCAAUCUUUUCUAUAAAACAAAACUAAAUAAAUUUGA
Pseudoliparis swirei is the source of this 7093-nucleotide messenger RNA. It is a transcript of the gene rimbp2b, whose product is annotated as RIMS binding protein 2b. The coding region runs from base 524 to 4987 and encodes 1487 amino acids. The record is from RefSeq and is a predicted model, not a curated record. Gene Ontology annotation, molecular function: protein binding. Gene Ontology annotation, biological process: neuromuscular synaptic transmission. The transcript has 29 exons. Lineage: Eukaryota; Metazoa; Chordata; Actinopteri; Perciformes; Liparidae.